Periconia digitata is the source of this 534-nucleotide messenger RNA. Lineage: Eukaryota; Fungi; Ascomycota; Dothideomycetes; Pleosporales; Periconiaceae. The record is from the annotation of a GenBank genome assembly.
CCAUGAUAUGGAUUGCUAUGGUAUGCAUCCCUUGCAAGCCUUGACUUCUUUGCCGGAAGCAGCCCCUUUGCAUAGCUGAUGGAUCGUCCGCUGCGACUGUGCACCUUGUUUUCUUCCCGCUGCCUCUUCUCCAUUCUGCGUGCAUCGCCCUGGGCCUGUUCAAUCCCCACAAAAUCGACGAAACCCCUUUCAUCCGAUUUGCACAUGUCUUUGAUCCACCAUAAUAUCCUCAUUUUCCGGGAAUAAAUACCCUCCAAAUCGCUCCCUAAAUCGCUACGUGUGACACAUUGUAGCAGCGAAGCCGCAUAUCAAACACUCUCGUUUCCAGCGAUCAUCCCAACCGAUCAACCCAAUCUUAGCUCCCCCAUGAUCCAAUCUGGUAUCCACCAGGCGGGCUUUAGGCCAACCCACACAUCAUUACCGUAGAGGCUCCCGCAACGAACUUAUCGUACGAGUAUUCCAGCGUGUGUUUGAGUUGUGGCGCCAUUCCACCACGGGCCGAAAAGGAAACGCCAGGUUUCGUCGCCGAUGGCU